Ambispora gerdemannii is the source of this 1200-nucleotide messenger RNA. The record is from the annotation of a GenBank genome assembly. NCBI's taxonomy places the organism in Eukaryota, Fungi, Glomeromycota, Glomeromycetes, Archaeosporales, Ambisporaceae.
AUGGCACGGCCAGAGCCAAACACCAAAGAAUACAAACUCCUAAUAGGCGAUGAUGAGAAUGAGAUCGCCAAUACCAACAAUACCAAUGAUAGUUUUCAAGAGAAAAGAGUCCCACCAAUAAUAACCAAAAACCUCAGAAAACCCGGACUCUUAUCUACACUAACGAGCACAGGCGCUCUGCCCAUACUGAGUUAUUGUGGCGCGAGCAUCCUGAUGACCGUGACGAACAAAUAUGUGUUGUCCGGGUAUGAAUUUAAUAUGAAUUUCUUCUUGUUGGCCAUUCAGUCUGUUGUAUGCGUUGUCCUGCUUCACGGAUCCAAAACCGCCAAGCUGAUAAAUUUCCGAGAAAUUGAGUCAUGCAUUGCGAAAAAAUGGCUUCCGAUUGUCUUUCUUUUAAUUGCAAUGAUUUAUACCGGAAGCAAAAGUUUACAAUAUCUAUCAAUACCGGUAUACACAAUCUUCAAGAAUCUAACGAUUAUUCUGAUUGCGUAUGGGGAAAUGCUGUGGUUUGGUGGAUCAGUGACUCGACUCAUGAUUACGAGUUUUCUAUUAAUGAUUCUUUCUUCAAUCAUUGCCGCAUGGGCAGACAUCUCCUACGCAUUAGAAACUGCAACAUCCCAAGUCUCGACACUAAACGUUGGAUACUUUUGGAUGGGCACGAACUGUCUGGCAACCGCUUCAUUCACACUAACAAUGCGGAAACGGAUCACGUUGACGGGAUUCAAGGAUUUCGACACAGUCUAUUAUAAUAAUUUGUUGUCGAUACCAGUGUUGGUUGUGAUGAGUUUUUUGCUUGAAGAUUGGAGCGCGGAAAAUUUGCAGAAUAAUUUCCCUCCGGAAAUUCGAAAUCCACUUAUUACGGCGAUGCUCUUUUCAGGAGUCUCGGCAUUUGGUAUCUCGUAUUCAUCAGCAUGGUGUAUUCGAGUGACCAGCAGUACAACCUACAGUAUGGUUGGUGCAUUAAAUAAAUUGCCAAUUGCUAUUAGUGGCAUGGUAUUUUUCGGAGAUCCGAUAACUUUUGGAAACGUGUCUGCAGUGUUUGUUGGUUUUAUCGCGGGCGUCGUGUACACCAUGGCAAAAUCAGCUCAAAAAAAGAGCACAUCGCGACAUCAGGCUGGGUAUUUGCCGAUGUCAGCGAGUAGCCAUAGUAUGCGUGAGGCAAGUCUUGCACAAAAGAAUGGGAAAGAGGAAGCACCUUGA